Molecule: messenger RNA, 1819 nt
Organism: Saccostrea cuccullata (small rock oyster)
Lineage: Eukaryota; Metazoa; Mollusca; Bivalvia; Ostreida; Ostreidae
Product: beta-secretase 1-like
Exons: 11
Coding region: 193-1758 (521 amino acids)
Biological process (GO): membrane protein ectodomain proteolysis; amyloid-beta metabolic process
Cellular component (GO): endosome; trans-Golgi network; plasma membrane
Molecular function (GO): aspartic-type endopeptidase activity
Source: RefSeq, a predicted model, not a curated record
AUUAUGGAAAUGCAACUAAUAUGCAAGGUCAUGUAACUGCUGUGACAUCAAAGUCUAUAAAGUAGACUGAGUAUCAUGCAGUUUGAAGACACAGAUCAACUUAGAAGACUUAAUCCCGAAACAAUGUCAGAAUUUACCUAACAGUGACAGAAAUUCCAUUGGCAAUUGACUGGAAAAUAAUGCACCUUUGAGAUGAAAACAGGCUUUUGUCACCCAAGAAAAUCAAGUCUCACAGAAAAUGUAUGUAGGUGGAUCCUAACUUUUACAUUAUUACUUGACUGUGCACUGGUGCAUGCUGGGACAUUGAUAACUCUUCCAUUAAGUUAUCGCCAUGGAAAUGGUCAAGAACAUGAUAGAUUCAGAAGAAGUGAUCAAUUUCAAAGUCAGAGAAAUAACCUGAGGGGGAAGCCAGGUCAAGGAUAUUAUUUAGAGAUGAACAUUGGGACUCCUCCGCAAAAGAUAAAUGUGUUGAUCGACACAGGGAGCAGUAAUUUUGCCAUUGCUGCCAGCCCAAAUCCUGACAUAGAUAUAUAUUUUGAUAGAGAUAACUCAACUACUUACAAGCUGAUAGGAACCUCAGUAUAUGUGCCAUACACUCAGGGGAACUGGAGAGGGACUCUAGGGUCGGAUCUGGUGACCUUGACCUCAUUACCCAAUGUCACAGUGAGAGCUAACAUUGCAUUCAUAACAGAGUCUAAGCAGUUUUUCAUCAAUGGAUCCAACUGGCAGGGCAUCCUGGGAUUGGCUUACAGCAGUAUAGCUAGGCCUGACGGUUCCAUUACACCCUAUUUGGACUCCCUGAUAGACAACUCUGGUAUUUCAAACAUUUUUUCAACACAGCUUUGUGGAGUAAAGUUUGAACAAAAAAUUGACCAAGAUGUUGAAUUGGGAGGUACCAUUACCUUUGGAGGAGUGGAUCCCACCCUUCACAGUGGCCCUGUAUAUUACACAAACAUACACAAACAAUGGUACUACGAGGUGGUCAUGGUGGAUGUGGAAGUUGAUGGAGACAGCAUCAAUCUAGAUUGUAAAGAGUAUAAUUUUCCCAAAACCAUUGUGGACAGUGGAACCACAGAUCUGAGGUUACCUAUGAAGGUGUACGCAACAGUGAUCAACCACAUCAAGACCUAUGUCCAGAAAUCUCCCAAUGCUCCACCAUUGAGUCUUGGUUUUUGGAAUGGAGACAUAGACUUGUGCUACAAAGAUGGAGCUAUUCCUUACAACAUAUUUCCAUUUGUAGCCUUAGAGUUUGCUGAGAAUGAUCAACAGUCUUUCAAAAUCAUUGUAGCUCCACAGCAAUACAUUAAAUCUGUUGGUAAAAAAGAUGACAACAACCCAGAUGAAAUAUGUUUCAAGCUUGGUAUUGCAAACUCCACAUCAGGCUCAGUGAUUGGAGCAGUGAUAAUGGAGGGGUUUUAUGUAGUCUUUGAUCGACAGAACAACAGAAUUGGGUUUUCAGACACAACAUGUCCUGCGGUGGCCCAGAUGUAUAACAAAUCACAUGUGUCUGGGCCUCACAAAUUUUCAGGGUCGAUUGAAAACUGUGCCUAUGCCAAACCAGAGAAAUCCAAUAAAACCCUGGUCAUUGUGGCGUACGUAUUAGCGGGGAUCUGUGGAGCCUGUAUCCUGCCUUUGUUUAUUCUCUUUAUUCAGUAUCAAUGGCGGACGUCAAAGUGUUACGAGAAAAUGAAGAGACAGAAUUCUGAUGGAGAUUCCAAUGACUUAAUUGAUGAACCAAACUUUAUGCAUGAUUCUUAAUUGGACGAUUUUGUCAUGGGAGUGUCUACUAGUGAUAGGGGUUAAAUUUAUCUAUGGUAGG